Peronospora matthiolae is the source of this 1035-nucleotide messenger RNA. NCBI's taxonomy places the organism in Eukaryota, Oomycota, Peronosporomycetes, Peronosporales, Peronosporaceae. The record is from the annotation of a GenBank genome assembly.
AUGCUUCGCUUCGCUGGCCGACUGCAUGGAUCGUACACUCAAGUCUCCCUUUCUAGCACCACUUUACUGCGAAAAACCCAUGUGAACACCUUUUCGCUUCGAGGCCAUGAAGUGACUGCUUUGGCUCGUCAUGAACGGCACAAAGCGCUGUUGCUCAGUCGAGGGAGUCGUCAGGAUCGGGUCCUGACUGCCAGUAUGGGACUUGUCUCCGGUGGCCUCGUAGUUUCUGCAGCUCUUACUAAUUACGAAAAAGGGUGCAUACGAAGUUCGUAUCAAGAUGCAGUGGAUGGAUUCUACCGCGAAAAUAGACGACAGAGUCACCAGACGUGGUUCGAAGACAAGAAUCAAAAGCUCAUUGCCAUGUUAAUUGCAGCUAAUACAGCUGUCUUUGGACUAUGGCGAGUGUCGUUUCGGCACGCAAGACUGCACCAGUUCAUGUGGAGACAUUUUGCCAGCUCGUAUGACGCCGUGGUCUAUGGAAAACGGUUCCACACUUUAUUGACGUCAGCUUUCAGUCAUAUUACGUUCCCCCACUUUGGCAUCAAUAUGUUCAUGUUGUGGGAAUUCGGACCGCACGUGUUGGCACCAAGUAAUAAUCAUGCUGGAGCGCGAUAUAAUGAGCUCGUGGCCAACUCGAGGAUUGCGGGAUUUGUGAGAGACACUUACCACAACUUUCGUCGUGGACCGGAGUUAUUGUCAAUCGAGAAGUUUUUGGCGUUAUACUUUACGUCGGCAAUGACAUCGUCGGCUUUGAGUGCACUGGUGUCGAAGCUGCGAGGACGUGGAGGAGUGUUCUCGCUCGGCGCAAGUGGGGCGGUCUCGGCUGUCUUUACAGUAUCGUGUCUUCUUUUUCCAGAACAGCGGCUUCUGCUCUACGGAAUCUUCGACAUGACAUCGGCACAGAUGCUACAGCUGUACACUGCGCUAAAUAUCGUUGGUGCAGCAUUCCAGCGCAACUUGCGCGUCGACUGCGUUGGCCACUUAGGCGGCCAGAGCGCGGGCUUUGCUUAUCACCAAGCUCCAUCCAGCAACUAG